Messenger RNA from Pararge aegeria (speckled wood butterfly), 807 nucleotides. Its product is annotated as pancreatic lipase-related protein 2-like. The transcript has 6 exons. Gene Ontology annotation, molecular function: lipase activity. The record is from RefSeq and is a predicted model, not a curated record. NCBI's taxonomy places the organism in Eukaryota, Metazoa, Arthropoda, Insecta, Lepidoptera, Nymphalidae. Bases 1 to 807 code for a protein of 268 amino acids.
AUGAAGCCUUUUUUGUGUUUAUUGUUCGUGGCGGUUUGCUCAGCACUCGCGGGGCCGAUCGAGCUAAUCGAUGGAAAGUAUCCGCGUUUUUUCGACUUCGAAGAUGAGGAAGGCAACAUCCAUAAGGUGGACCUCCUAGAACCAGUCGAUGUGGAACUGUUGGAAGAAAUCCAGCGGAAUCCAGCGAACAACGAUUACCAUCUUUUCACUAGACGCAACCCUACUUCACAUCAGACUCUCAGAAUGAACAACCCGGGCAGUAUAACUUCAUCGCAUUUCAACCCUAGAAAUCCCACUAUUGUUAUAUCUCACGGAUGGCUCAGCAACAUGAAGACUAACCUAAAUCCUGUUAUUAGAGACGCAUAUCUUAGGCUAAAGGAGACUAACGUUAUUGUUUUGGACUGGAUGAGGCUGGCUAUAGCUCCUUAUCCUACUGCAGUUAGAGGAGUUCCAGAUAUCGGCCGUGGUCUUGGGCAGUUCCUUAACUUCCUCCACAGGACUACGGGUGCACCCUUCAAUACGAUGCAUCUAAUUGGCUUCAGUUUAGGAGGCCAUGUUGUUGGAAACGCUGGUAGAUAUUUAGGUGGAAGGGUUGCGCGUAUUACCAGCUUAGAUCCCGCUGGUCCACUAUGGAGUGAUAACCACCACCGGGUUCGGCGUACAGACGGUGUAUACGUCGAAGCUAUUCAUACCGAUGGAGGUCUAACUGGUCUUGGCAUUGGCACCCCCGUUGCUGACGUGGACUUCUUCCCCAACGGUGGCAAAAACCAACCUGGUUGUUACACUGAUCUGGCAUAUUCCGUGUAA